Messenger RNA from Paramuricea clavata, 39024 nucleotides. The record is from the annotation of a GenBank genome assembly. NCBI's taxonomy places the organism in Eukaryota, Metazoa, Cnidaria, Anthozoa, Malacalcyonacea, Plexauridae.
AUGAUAAAUCCAUGGAGUGUAUCACCAGAUUCUGUACAAACUAUUAAAGAAGAAAAUGUAAUUUAUGAAUAUGUUGGUCGGAAGAAAUAUAAUUCAGGAAACCUUUUGGGUGUUGUUGUUCUUUCAAUACUGUUUGGAAUCAUUUUGAAUGGUCUUGGCAAGAAGGAAAAACCGAUAGCAGACUGGUUAACUUGUUUGUUUAAUAUCCUCAUGGAAAUAGUACAGAUGAUUGUAUGGUAGGUGUCCAUCUAUACCUUUAUGGAGAGGUCAUUCAUGUCGUUGCAUGGAAAUGUCGGUAUAUUCUCCGGAUAUGCCUCAUGACAAUGAAGAGAACAGCGCGAAUAUAGAUAUUAUUAAAUUCCAAUUAAUUCUGAAGGCUUGCCGAAAUAUUAAAGUUUAAUUGAGUCUAAAUUUAUAAGCUGAAUAGAAGUAAUUGUAUUUAUCCAGAGAACUUUUCCUGUAAAAUCUAUAAUUAGUGGUAAUAUUGACUGAACCCAUUUCUUAUAGGUUUUCGCCCAUUGGUGUUGGCAGUAUAAUUGCAAGCAAAUUAGCAGCAAUGCAAGACAUUAAAGGGACAGCAGAAAAUCUUGGGCUAUUUGUAACAGCAGUAAUAAUUGCAACUAUCCUUUACGGAGCCGUUAUUGUAACGAUCAUAUAUGUCAUUUUGUCGAGACGAAAUCCUCUUCGACUUCUAAGUUGUACGGCCAAAGCAAUGCUUACUAGUUUUGGCGCCUGUUCGAGGUGAGUUUUAUAAUAAAGGCUGUCAUUGCAUGCAUAGUUUUUCAGCUUUUUAUACAUUCAUAUACAGGAGCCAAUUAGAUAUAUGUUGCUACAUGCGUUUAAUAAUUCUACAUGACCAUGAGAAAAAUUGAAAAGAAUUUAUAUUAGUCGGGACUAUUUAACACUGUCUGGUAUUGGCAUAUAAUUAUACUGCCAUGCAUACAGCGUGUAUAAAAACUGAAGUAUAGACAAUUUUGAAAAGGCUCUCAAUUUCACAAAUCCAAUCAUUUCAUGAAAUUUUUGUUAAGUAUAGAUUGUUAGGGUACUUGUAUAAUACAGAAUAAACAUUAAGUUUGGUAAAGAUAAAUUUUACAGAGCAGGGGCGGGGUGUCUUUUUUUAGCAGCAUUAGAAAUAGCUUGCGUGCGAAAUUUUAACCACGCUUAAAACGCAUUGUGAGUUAAUGGACGAGAAAUUUGUUAUAUGUGUUUAUCAAUGGUCCAAAUAUCAGAAAAUUUACUCAAUUUUAAGUCAUUCAAAUAGCAGCUGAAAUAUUUUUUUUGUGACUAAUUAUGCCUAUCACGCAUGCAUAAUUCAUGCCUUUAUCUAGUUUGCAUAUCGUUGUUUUACUUUCGUAUAGGAUAAACACCGAGAAUUAAGGAGGAAUUUAUGUCAGAUAAUGGUUCGAGGACGCGCAGCGUCUGAGUGCAUUAGCUGACAUAAAUCCCGACUUUUGAGGUGUUCAUCAUAUUUAAUUCAUGGUUGAGGUUGAGGUUUUCCAACAAAGUUUUGUCUGUUUUCGUCUGCUUUGAAAGACGAUUUUUCAGCUAAUUAAUAUCUUUUCAGCUAAUUAAUAUUCAAAGUGAUUAAUAAUCACCUCGGUACAUCAAAGAAAAUCGACUCAAUCAUGAAUUAAUUUACAAUAACAUUAUGCAAAUUAGGUAAAUGCAUGAAUUGACCAUGCGUGAUAACCAUUGGUGCCAAAAAAUGAAAGUUUCAGCAGCUAUUUAAAGGAUUUCGAAUUGUGUAAAUUUUCUGAUAUUUGGACCAUUGAUAAAACGUUAACAUAUAACAAAUUUCUCGGCCAUGAACUCAAAAUGCGUUUUAAACUUUUAAAUUUCCAGCGGAAGCUAUUUUUAACGUUCCUAAAAAAGACACCCCCUGUUUGGAAAAUUUAUUUUUACAAAAAAUUAUGGUUUAUUCUACAUUAUAAGUAUACCUAAACAAUCUAUAUAAAAAAUUUCAUGAAAUGAACGGACUUGUGAAAUUGAGGGCCGUUUCAAAAUUGUCUACUAUUUAACAGUUAUUCUACGAACUCGAGUCGAAUAUAAGCUGAUAGCCGAUGAGGCGCGUAGCGCCGAAUCGGCUAUCGGUCAUAUUCGACGAGAGUGAGUGGAAUAACUGUUUUAUUAUAUACACAAGGUCUGAAUUCACAGACUUUGCUUUUCGAAUAUUUUCAAUAUUUUUCUAUUUUGUUUAUGUUUUUAUCUUCGCUCUUUCGGCCAAUUAUUUUUUCAAAAAUAUAUAUUUUCAACCAUUUUAAACAUUAAAAAUUUAUUUGCUAACCUGAAAACAAUUUGUGGGAGUUUUUUCAUUGUGUUUUUAAUCCUGUGAAGGCUAUAAAAAGCGACAACUUGCCGUUUUCUCGUUUGCAAAACAUCGUAAAUUCAGUUUGGCCGCCAUUUUGUUUUUCUCUACUAGCAGGAUAUGAGCUAAUAUCCUGCUAGUAGAGAACCAAUCAGAUUGCAGAAUACCUCAUAUCCAGACCUUGUGUAUAUAAUAAUUUUUUAUAUACCCUGUAUAGGUGAUAGAAUAGUUUCUUGUCCAAUUUGGUAAAAACGAGGACGACAUAAUUUUUUUCAAAGGCGAUCAAAAUUGUUUAGUCCGAAAGACGAGUGCAUUUCAUAUCCAGACAAUUGAGUUAUUUGAUAAUAUAAAUCUCGCUUGACUUUCAGAGGCCAUAAAUCGCUACUAUGUUGAUAAUGACUAAAACUAUUGUAAGGCGGAAUAAUUAGUUGAUAUUGUUUCACUGGAUCGAAUGGUGGAAUUAUUGUCUUCAUAGCAUGCACUAAACUCAAGAUAUGAACAUAUGAACAACCUACGAUGCUUGGGACUGGGCGAGAAAGUGUUUUAAAAUUUAUUUUAGUCGUUUACGUCGAAAUAGUACAGUUAAUUUAAUAUUUUCUGGGGUUUUUAAAAAAAUGUUGCUGUAUCAUGGAUAGUUUAUACGAUAUCUGGCUUUAUACGAUAUGAGGAAUGAAAAAUUUAUGGUUCGAUGGUUGAAAAAUCAACCAAAAUAGCCUCGAUUGCAAACGAGCAAUUAAUUGAAAAACUCACGAGUAUUAGAGAGUUUAAGCUUCGCGUUAUACGUUAUACGUCAAACGGUAAAGGCCAGGCAAAGAAAAAUUUUACGGUAUCGACAAAUGAGUGGUUAUAUAACAUGGACAGUGGCUUAAUCAAUGGAGUCCUGUUCUUGGACUUGAAAAAAGCUUUUGACACUGUCGACCAUGAAAUCUUAUUAAAGAAACUUCACCUAUACGGCAUAAAAGGAACUAUACUUACGCAUGGUUUGAAUCUUACAUCCAAAAUAGAAAAUCGAUUUGUUUAAUGAAUGGGAAAAAAUCACAUGCUAGAGAAAUUAGGUGUGGGGUACAACAAGGUUCUAACCUUGGCCCCAUCCUAUUGCUCUUGUAUAUUAACGAUCUACCUAAGUGUCUAGAAACAACCAAGGCAACUUGUUUGCUGAUGACACAAAUCUUUCGUGUGCCAGCUUAGAUGCCAAUGAAAUUGAGACAAAACUUAAAAGAGAUCUUGAGAAUGUUCAUAGUUGGCUUAGAUGUAACAAACUCACGCUAAACGAUAGCAAAACGGAAUUUAUGAUAAUUGGCUCUAGACAUCAUCUUACUAAAUUUGAAGACAACCCAGAGAUUUCAUUAGCCAUACGAGAUAAUAAUAUUAAACGGGUCACCAACAAAAAAUCUCUUGGUUUUAUCAUCGACGAUCAAUUAAAGUGGGGUAUACACAUUGACGCACAAUGUAAAAAAAUCUCAAAAAAUAUUGCAUUACUAAGAAGAGCCAAGUCCUUUGUUCCUUUACACAUUCUAAUCAAAAUGUAUAAUGCUCUAGUAUCUCCUCACCUGACAUAUUGCUCAACAAUAUGGAAUAAUGGAUCUAAUACCAUUCUUAACAAACUCUCUAAGUUACAAAGAAGAGCAGCUCGUGUUAUUACAGGACAAUCAUACGAUGUUCGUUCCACUCAAAUACUAGAAAGUCUCAAUUGGAUGCCAAUUGAAGACAUUUUAAAGAAAAGAGAAAUCAUUAUGACGUUUAAAGCUUUAACUAACAGACUAUAUCUAAUUAUAUGUGCAGAAUUUCUUCACGAGAUGCGAAAAUAGUAAUUAUUCUCUAAGAAGCAAUAAUGUUAAACUAUCUUUGCCCAAACCAAGAACUAACUUUCUUAAAAGAAGUUUCUCUUAUAGAGCAGCACAAGGGUGGAACGAAUUAUCGGAUGAAGUAACUAAUAACAUUCAGGAUUUAUCUUUACCCGAUUUCAAACGACGUUUAACCCUUAAGCUUGAACAUGAAUAAUUUAUAAUGCAUUUCCGAAAUUAAUGGAGUGUGUAAUAAUUAUGUGCUGUAAUUAACUGUAAAUAUCCAUAGUUAAUGUGUGUUUAAUACUAUAUAGCACGGCCCUUUGAAAAACAGACUGUAUAUAUUAUACUGAAUAGGCUACCGUGUUAAAAGAAAUUUUAUUAAAGAUUAAAGAUUAAAGGCAAUAAAGAGCAAAUAAAAUUGCUGUUUUAAAACUGAAAUACAUAAUUUUUCUUUCGACACAAGAAAGAAAAUAUGAAACGAAAACGUUCAACGAAAAUUUUGCUAAGAAAGUUCGAACCUGCCGUUUGCCGUUCCUGGAAACGUAAAGCUUAAACUCCCUAUCUGCUUUUCAAAAUUGUGCGAAAAAAAUACAUAGCUAUAUUUUAUUGAAUGGUUUGGCCGAGUAUUUUAAGAGUUUCGAACGUAUUUUUCCGAGACCUGAACGGGCGAGGAAAACUGCGAGAAACGAGUAAAAUGCUACUCAGGAUUAUAUGUCGGACCAUUCAAUAGGAUUUUUAUCAUAUGCAUGACAAACCUGAAAAACUGAUUUCCAUGUCUUUUUUGAAGGAUUUACAUGCAUGCGUUUAACGCUGUAAACGGCUAAGAAUUUUAGAUUUUCAGUUGUACGUAGUUAAUGAAAACAAACAUCAUAAAAUAUUGUUACGAAGUUUGAUACCAAACUAGGAACAACUUGACUCUGACGUCAUUGUUCUUGAAUGUGGUUGGAUAAAAUAUCAAAAACAAAGAAAACCUGUCAACAAGUUUUUUAACCAACUAAAUCUUUAUCUGCCACAAACAAGAAAGCUGUUUCGAGUUGACUAUAUGAAAUGGUAUAUGCCGAUUAAAAGUUCUUGAAAAGGUGAAUUAAGCAGAUGUAUAGGUAAUGUAUGAUUUCGAGUGCAAUUUGGAAAAAAAAACAUGCACGAGUGAGUUUUUCAAAGACUAUCAAAAUUGUUAUCGCCCUGGUAUAUAGUGGCACAUUAUAUACGAUAAAAUUAAUUAACAUUGUUCUUAUAAUAUAUUUCAGUGGUGCAGUCAUACCUCUCACUUUAUCUUCCUUGAAAGAAAACAAAGUGGUCGAUAAUCGUCUAGCUCAAUUUAUGCUGCCUAUUGGAACAGUAUUGAACGCUCCAGGCACAGGAAUGGCUAUGGCUGUUUCUGCCGUGUUUAUUGUCCAAACUUUUCAUCCUAGUUUAUUAAAUUUGACUUCAAUGAUCAUUAUUAGGUAAAUGUAAUAAAAUACAAUGGUAUUUUAUGUACUAUACUCUAAAACACCUUGGUUAUUAAAAACAACAAUAUUUUAGUUUGCCAAUCAUCUGGAUUUCAUUAACAAUUUUAUCACAAAGCAAACUGAGGGACAUAAAACAAGGAACAAACUUUGAAUUUUACCCCAUUAUUGUGUGAAUUAUACUGUCAGGAUGUUUAUAAUACUGUAUAAAUUAUAACUUUUUAGUAAAACUAAUUCCACCGGCUUGGCCAGAAAAUGUAUAAUUUAUAUUAUCUGUUAUUAGUUUAUCAACAACACUAGCGACACUCGCUGCCCCACCUUUCGCUGGAUCUGUAACUAUAGCUGUACAGGCGAUUGUUUUGCAAGUCAUUGGAAUUCCAGCAGCAGAUAUAGGAUUGCUAUUUGCCAUUGAUUGGCUUACGUAAGUUAAUUUUACAGCUAUUUUAAUAAUGGUAUCAUGCACACGCAAUAGUCAAACGUAUAUACAAUUAUGGCGCGAACAACAGUAUAAUGGUAGCCUAUUAUUGGAUUUACUGGGUGUACUCACUCGUCACGAAUUUCGUCACGAGUCGUAAAAACGCAAAAAUAGUACCGGGUAUCAUCUCUUCUGAAUUUAAGAACUUGCUUACAUGAAGUUUGCACUGCCUAGUCUUCAUAUGAUGUUGUGCUGAUGUGGUUCACGAAUUUCGUGACGAGUCGUAAAAAGGCAAAAAUAGUAUCGGGUAUCAUAUCUUCUGAAUUUACCUUUCCUGUAUAAUCCCUGCCGUAAUAUAUAUUGAUGCCUGUUCUUCAAAAAUGCAGUCUACAAGUAUACUUAUACUUCGGCAUUUUUUGCUUCCUUGAAUUUGGUAUCUUUAUAUAAAGAGUAUACUUUGGCAUUGAGCGAUUGCGCGUAUACAGUACGUUUGGCAUUGCUAGCUUCACUCUAGCUUCACUGAAGCUUGUAUAUCUUUAUAUUUCCCGAGUGCUCCUUUAUAUAUCGGUUAAACACUUGCAUGUCUGGUGAUAAAAUCCUAAAUAAGCCAUGUCAGUGAAUAUUCUAUACGGUUGUAUAGAAUAUUCAUGCAUCAUACAAUAUAUAUAUAUAUAUAUAUAUAUAUAUAUAUAUAUAUAUAUAUAUAUAUAUAUAUAUAUAUAUAUAUAUAUAUAUAUAUUCUGAUCAUGCCUCGUUCUUCAAAAACCACUCUGCAAGUAUACUUUGGCAUUGAGCGAUUGCGCGUAUACAUGAGUUUGCCAUUGCUAGCUUCACUGAAGCUUGCAUGUAUGUCUUUAUCAUUUAACGAGUGCUCCCUUAUAUAUCUUGUAUGGUGAUAAAAUCCUAAAUAAGCCAUAUCAGUGAAUAUUCUAUACGGUUGUAUAGAAUAUUCAUGCAUCAUGAUACAAUAUAUAUAUAUUCUCAUCAUGCCUCAUUCUUCAAUGAACCCAGUAUGAAAGUAUACUUUGGCAUUGAGCGAUUGCGCGUAUACAGUUUGGCAUUGCUACUUGCUAGCUUCACUGAAGCUUGCAUGUAUAUCUUUAUAUUUAACGAGUGCUCCCUUAUAUAUCGGUUGAACACUUUCAUGGUGAGAAAAUCCUAAAUAAACGAUAUAAACCUUCACCGACGUCCUUCAUUAAAUAAUGGGCCAUUUACUGAUUAUGUUAGCUUAAAAUGUUAAGAAUAUUAGCAUGCAUGCAACCAACAUGUAUAGUGUAAAAAACGCGAUAAGCCAGGAAUUUGGUUUAUGGCUAUAUGCAUGCACACAUCAGUGUUACAGUGAUCCGCUUACAACGAGAAAACGGAUAUGCCUAUAUACGUAUCGUCUUCGCUGCAGGAUUGUCAUAAAAUAUUGCGAAAUCCUGCAUUAAUCAAUUAAUAAAAUCAAUUGUAAAGUAUAUGCUUUUUAAAAAAUAUAAAACCAAUUUAACACUCAAAUCCGGAACGGUAACAAAUAUUAAUACAAUGAAACACAAAGCAAAGGCUUAGUCACCUUAGUGCGUUUCUGUUGCUUUCUUUUAAACAACUUCCUAUUCCGUAUUAUAUUAUCACAUAUAUUAUCUUCCAAGCAGUAUAAACAAUAGGUUUUUACCACUAACCUAUCAUAUUAACAUUGGUCAUUGGGAAUUGUAAUUUAAUAUACCACAAAUACGAAAUUUUUAUCAGAAAAUAUAUGCCUUCAUCUUAGCUUGAAUCGAGCGUAUUUUAAUUAAUGACUUAAAGUGCUUUCCAAAUUGAUCCGAAAUAUCCAACUUAUUUGAUUGCUCUUCCUUUUUGACUUUUUUUAUCAUGUUUUCCAACUUAUCUUGCAAAUUAUUUACCGCAUCGUAUUGCUUUGUGCCAUCAUCACUUGGUGUCUUAAAUUUCGCCGCUUCCUUUGUAUGCCCUUCCUGUAUGUUGUCAUUUUUUCAUUUACUUUCGCGUCAACAUUAUACUCGGUUACACCGUGCUUGCCGUAUAUACUCACUUUUUACGAUCAUAUACAAGAUUUCCAACAACUAUUUGUUGUAUUGUGUUGCCACUUGGCUGGCGCACUCUUAAGUCGUCCACGACUCGUGAAACAUUCUUUACAAGUUGUCACGAGUCGUGAAAUUUCACAGAUUUAACGAGUCGUACGAAUUUCGUGAAGUUCACCACUUGGCUGGUACACUCUUAAGUCCUUCACGACUUGUGAAACAUUCAUUACAAGUUGUAACGAGUCGUGAAAUUUCACGGAUUUAACGAGUCGUACGAAUUUCGUGAGGUUCACCACUUGGCUGGUGCACUCUUAAGUCCUCCACGACUCGUGAAAUGUUCCUCACAAGUUGUCACGAGUCGUGAAAUUUCACGGAUUUAACGAGUCGUACGAAUUUCGUGAAGUUCACCACUUGGCUCCUGCACUCUUAAGUCCUCCACGACUCGUGAAAUAUUCCUCACAAGUUGUCACGAGUCGUGAAAUUUCACGGAUUUAACGAGUCGUACGAAUUUCGUGAGGUUCACCACUUGGCUGGUGCACUCUUAAGUCCUUCACGACUCGUGAAAUAUUCCUCACAAGUUGUCACGAGUCGUGAAAUUUCACGGAUUUAACGAGUCGUACGAAUUUCGUGAAGUUCACCACUUGGCUGGUGCACUCUUAAGUCCUUCACCACUCGUGAAACAUUCAUUACAAGUUGUAACGAGUCGUGAAAUUUCACGGAUUUAACGAGUCGUACGAAUUUCGUCAGGUUCACCACUUGGCUGGGUGCACUCUUAAGUCCUUCACCACUCGUGAAACAUUCAUUACAAGUUGUAACGAGUCGUGAAAUUUCACGGAUUUAACGAGUCGUACGAAUUUCGUCAGGUUCACCACUUGGCUGGGCGCACUCUUAAGUCCUUCACCACUCGUGAAACAUUCCUUACAAGUUGUCACGAGUCGUGAAAUUUCACGGAUUUAACGAGUCGUACGAAUUUCGUGAAGUUCACCACUUGGCUGGGUGCACUCUUAAGUCCUUCACGACUCGUGAAACAUUCAUUACAGGUUGUAACGAGUCGUGAAAUUUCACGGAUUUAACGAGUCGUACGAAUUUCGUGAAGUUCACCACUUGGCUGAUGCACUCUUAAGUCCUUCACGACUUGUGAAACAUUCAUUACAAGUUGUAACGAGUCGUGAAAUUUCACGGAUUUAACGAGUCGUACGAAUUUCGUGAAGUUCACCACUUGGCUGGGUGCACUCUUAAGUCCUUCACGACUCGUGAAAUAUUCCUUACAAGUUGUAACGAGUCGUGAAAUGCUGCUGUAUUGGACAACCAUCCACGAAGCCUAAAGUUUAUCAAUAAUCGCGAGCGCAUGGCUACAUGCAUGCAUGGGUGGUCAUCUUACUGCAUGAUCUCAACAACAUACCUAUUUUAUAUAUUUUAGUCGGUAGUCGUAUACUUAAAAGUGUAAAAUAUACUUUUAUUUUUGCCGUUUUAAUUAAUUGUACAAAAAAAAUUAGAAAAACAAUAAUCAUGUUGCGAAGGCUAACUGCGAGCAACGUGAGCCCAUGCGUGCAAUGUUGGCGUAAUUAGGAAUUGUUCAUGUUGAAACAAUGUUUGGAAAAUAUGGGCGUGGAAUUGUUACAUGCAUGUAUUUCUAGCAUAGGCGACGAAACGGGUGGGCCUAGGGAGGCUAUAAACCCCCCAAAAUAGGGGGCUAACCCCCCUAAAAUGCAAUGGCUUCAAUUCCACUCCCCUGAGGAGAGGUUUGCGUAUAGUUCACUGGUGCACAUGCUGUCAUAUUUUCAAAAAAUGUUAUUGCAAUGCAAGUUACUCACCGUUGUUUCGUAUUUUAUUUAUCCAGAGAUCGCAUUGUCACUCCUGUGAAUGUUUGGGCGAACUGUACUGCAUUAGUAAUUAUUGAACGUUAUUCACAUGACGAACUUCAAUCAUUAGAUGACGCGGCUAAAUCGCAUGACGUUGCAUGUGUAGAUGCUAGCACAGAGUCUGUUGCUAUUGAUAUUGCAGAUGAAGAGGAAGAAACACGUGCAACAAAAACUACAGACAAUGAAAAAGACGAUGCUUUAAAAGGCAUGUAGUAAAACACUGACUACCGGAACACCGGAACACCACCGGAACACCGGAACACCACCAUUUUGUUUGGGGUUAGGGUUUGGGGUUAGGGUUAGGAUUGGGGGUUAGGGUUGGGGUUAGGGUUAGGAUUGGGGGUUAGGGUUGGGGUUAGGGUUAGGUGGUGUUCCGGUGGUGUUCCGGCGGUGUUCCGGCGGUGUUCCGGAGGUGUUCCGGUGUUCCGGUAGUCAGUGUUUUACUACAUGCCGCUUUAAAAGCAUGAGUAAAUUAGCUAUACUACAAUCAUGGAAAUUAAUUCGUAGACUUUUCAAAAAUUUCCCGAAUUUCGAUUUCCCCCUCCCCGUUUACAAUGUUGGUUUGUGGUCCAAUAAUCAUGGUUUGAAUCAACAUUGUACUAGGGGGAGGAGGGGCGGGAGUUACUAUUUGUAGCGAUUAUGGAUGUUUAUAUUGACAAAAAUAAAAUGGCUUUAAAAAUGGUAAGACAAGAUGCGUUUUAAAAAGUUCUACGGAUAUUAUUUCCAUGAUUGUCUAAAUUUAAAGACAAAAAUUGCGCGAGGAUAUUUGGAGAAACGGUGUAUAAAUCCUUAUUAAAGCUCUAAAGCAUGGCAUAUUCUACAUGUUAUAUAAAUAUUUAUGAGUUUGCUUCAUAAAAGUUCAUAGUAUUACAAAUAGAGAAUAAAGAAACUUACAUCAUAUAUACACUGUCUGCUUUUAUUUCUACGGCCGGAAAUCUCUUUAAUAAUAUAAUAAUCCACUGGGUAAUAAAGACUCUUUCGGGCAUCAUUAUACUGAAGGUUUUAACGUAAGAUUUAAUAAAUGAUCCACUGCAUAUACAAUUAGCCUGUAUUUACAAAACGUACUUCUGCGCAAUGACUGAUGCAAAUAAUCUUUGAAAGUUAAUAAUUAAAAGUUAAUAACUAACGCAUUGUUUUUUUAUAUAAUAACCUCAAGAAUUCAUGCGAUUUCAUUGGUCGAGAACCAUGAUCUAUUAGAGGACAGACGCACGGAAUUACGUCGUUAGUUUUUAAAAUGUCGAAAAUAUUUGAAAAUUCCACUGAAUUUAUACAAUUAAAUGAAUUAAUGCAAUUAAAUCAGUAUAAACAUCAAUAAAUACCUUCGAUAAAUGUGCAAAAAUCACUCACAAAUGCUAGCAACUCGGCAAAUCUCAAUUCAGUCAUUCAGUCAUUCAGCUAGUCAUUCAGCUGCGACUUGAAAUUCAAUCCGGUCUUCGAAAACAAAUACUAUUCGAGCGGUCAUUUGACCCUGUUGAUAUCACGUUUUCCAGCUGGUUUCUUCACUUUGUGCAACAUAGGCAAUGUUUAAGUGCUUUUCAAUUAAUCACCAUGCACAGUCGCUCAGAACAAAAUAAUUGCCUUUUUAUCACACGUUUUUAUUUCUUUAAAACAAUGUUUUUUCACUGUUUUGAUAAAAUUUUAGUUUUUCCUUAUGUAUUACCGUCUAGCGCUUCUAAGCUUAGUCAAUCAGAAUUCACGUGACUUAAGCGAGCCAAUAGUAUUUCGUUAUUUGUAUAGAUCAUGAACGCGUGAUAUUUGCAAAAUUUCGCCUUCCAAAUGUUUGGGGGGAUAAAAAUAAACUGUUUAUAGUCUGUUUACCUGUUUAAUUCGGGAAUUUUUUAAAUUUUAUUAUAUACAACAAAUAGAUUACAUUUUCCCGUUUUCUGUUCAGUUAUAGAUACACAGUAUGGACGUCAUAUGUGGUAAGAACAAAAAGUGACCACUCGCUUAGGCGGCUUGUGUAUCUAUAUAACUGAACAGACAAUGGUCGAAUGUAAUCUAUUUGUUAAAUUGAUACGGUUAGAUGUACAAGUAAAUUUCGAAUAUAUUUCAAGGAACUGAAAGGCAAACUUUAUGUCAUAACAUACUUAACAUAUUCAAACAGUUAAAAUUAAAUACUUUGAGAUAUCCCGUCGCUAAACAAUUUGCCCACACCCCCUGAUGCCCCAAUUACACAGAUCAGCAACCUUGCACAAGAUAAAUAAAGAAAUUUCAGUCAAAAAGUGAAUCAGGUGUUAAAAUAUAUACCUUUGUUUCGGGUCGAAAAUGACUAAGUGCCAUACUUUUAUAGACAGUAUAUGGUCUUGUCCAAAAGUACACACGAGUGACCACGAGUGACCACGAAUGACCACGAAUGGCCUCGAGUGAUUUCUGUGUUUAAACACCAAUAAAAUAAUAAUAAAAACUAUUUUAAGGUGGCUCCCUACAUUGCAAUUUGCUACUUUUGCGCUGAAAGUCCGUUACCAUGGCAACAGCGUGCUUAGGAUAAUUAAGCUCAAAAUUUGUCUUUUUCCGGCCAUUUUAAAAAUUCCCUUCGGUAAAUUUUUUUAAAACUUUGCAUAAAAAUAAUUUUCGUAUAAUAAUUUUUUCUUGAAUUUAAAAAAAUUCUAUCAAACGUUUUCUAGAAAAUUACGAAAACGUCACAAAUCAAUAUUGAAAAAUUUCCCUUUAGUAAAAAAUAAUAUUGAACUUGUUAAGCCGAUGUUAAGAAAUGUGCAAAGUUUUAAAAAAUUUUACCGAAGGAAAAGGGAGCAGUUUAGGUAUAAUUUUUGUCAUUUUUUGCGAGAUGUGACGUGUACAGUUAUCACAUCUGAAGGCCCUGUCACACUAUUGCGUAUGAGAGAAACGUAUGAGAAGCGUAUGAAAAUUAAUGAAAUAAUUUUCAUACGCACAAAAAUCCUUUGAAAUGCCAGCGUAUGAUCACCGUACAUCUGGCGUACCUCUAGCGUAUUCAGCGUGUGCCUAGAGUAUGCUUAUCGUAUAAAGCAUACGUCCGAAUACGCACAAAAUUUUUAAACAUGCUCAAAAAUAUUUUUUUGCUUCGCCGUAUGCCAGCGUAUGCCACCGUAUGCGACCUUGCUUGAAACGUAUACAACCUAUGUCUAACGUACCCCUAUAGCGUAUGUCAGCGUAUACCGGCGUAUGAGUGAUAUUUUUCAUACGCUGGCAUAUGUUAGUACGAUACGCAAUAGUGUGACAGGGCCUUGACGUGUACAAUAGUCGAAAAACGAAUGGAUUUUUAAAAUGGCCGGAAAAAGACAAAUUUUGAGCCUUAUCCUAAGCACGCGGUUGCCAUGGUAACGGACUUUCAGUACAAAAGUAGCACAUUACAAUGUUCAAGAGAGCAUUGUCAAUGUGUCCAAUAAACGUCGUUUUCAUGUCAUUAUAAAGUGCAGAAAUAAGAGUUUUCUGGAUACAAUAGUGUAGUAUAAUGCAAAAAAACUCUACAAUCGCGUGCAAAAAUAAUGAGACUUUUUCACGUUUUUGGGCAUUUUAAAGUACGUUACGUCGGUUGAAUUUUCUCUUUUCAGUCAUUCGCACAACAUUGAAUUGGGGGGUAAGGGGGGAAUUUAUGCGGUUGUCUCAAUAAUUUUAAUUUUUGCCCCUGAUCGUAGGGAGCCACCUUAAGAUAGUUUUUAUUAUUAUUUUAUGGUUUUUAAACACAGAAAUCAUUCGUGGUCAUUCGUGGUCACUCGUAGUCACUCGUGGUAACUUGUGCUCAUUCGUGGUCACUCGUGUGUACUUUUAGACAAGAUCAUACUUUUCUGUAUAUUAGUGAUGCAUGUAUGUAUAUUUUGAUAAAUGUUUUAUGACAUUGCAUUUGACUGAAUUAUUUUAUCAACUCAUGAUCAAUUUAGUUCAUAGGCGUACGAAAGGGGGUCCUAGGGGGUGCAGCAAUCCCCCCCCCCUCCCGCAAUAGUUUUUUGGUCGGGCAGUUUUCAGAUAAGUCUUAAGUAGGUUCCAUGCUUGUCUUGCCUUUUUUCAGACACGGAUAAUUUCGAACUUGCGCAAGUAUUUAUUUCUUUUUAUUCAUGAUAGAGGAGAUAAAUUAUACCCAAAACUGUCAAAGUUCGAUAACGAGCAUAAUAAGUGGUCAGAUUUGUUCGGAUAACUCAAGUGCAUGGUAAAAAGAGACUUGUAACUUACAAGUGUGAAUGUUUAGGGCUUUGCAGUCACUUAUUGUAAGAUUUAUUUCGCGUGGUCAAGUAAUUAUACAAUAUUACAUCACAUAAAAUGCUUACUUAUAGUUUAUAUGGUUAUGGUCUUAUAAGUCUAAGUUAUGAACAUUCGUAAAUUUGAGAAGACGAUGAGAAGACCAUGACUUGAGAAGUGCGACAAGUUAACGCCUUAUACAUUUGCAGAUAGAGAGCUGAUACGAGAGUUCAAACGUACACCAUCUCGACGCCGAUUGAAUGGAUUUCAAUCAGCUCACCUUUUCAGUCAUAUGGCCAAAGGACCAUAUCCCCUGGAGAUUUAGUAUAAAAGCGCAGCUUAUCUAAACUCUAGUCAGUGGAUGGAAAAUCAAGCAGAAACUCAGAACUAGGCAGAACAGAACAAAUUAUUAUCGAAUUUUAGUUUAUAACAGUGGAACCAGGACAAAAUAGACAUGUAUAAUUCCAUAUUUACUGAUUAUAUAUUUUGCAUCAUUAGUCCUUUAUUUUCUAUUUUCUGCAUUUAACCAUUUUAAGCUAUAAUUUUACAUUCCAAUGGAGAUAUUUUUGGAUGGUUCAUGUAGGUUUUGAUCUGUUGAUGUGCACUCUAAAACUUCUAUUUCACUCGGUAUUAAUAUCAAUUUCGAUUUGUAGUUGAAUACAUCCAAGGUAGCGAUCGUAAACGUCAAGAAAUUCAGCUGUAACUCGGUACUUUCCCUAAAGAGAACAAUCAAGUGAAAAUAAUACACAGACCUAUAUUAAAGUGCACUUCUUGUUUUUGUGAAUGUACUUCUCCCGUUUAGGUCUUCAAAAGUCUAUAACUAUUUCAGACUUUUUAGUCGAACUUGCCUUUAAUGGACAUUAGUCGAGGACCUGUAUAUGAGUUUGUAUGCAUUUCAUUUAGGACAGAUAAUCUCAACUGUUUUGGGGCAAGUUGACCAUGACGGUCAACAUGGUAACGCUGCCCGAACCCCAAUCAAGGGCGAAUCGUCCGAAACUGACCACACCCAAAAACGACGCAUUCGCCAUACCACUAUCUACCAAACCAUAAAAGCUUUGGCUAUUCUGAGGUGCUUACAUGGUUCAGAGAUGGUACUUUUAGGGCUGGUCAUUGGUAAGUGUGAAAUGCCUAGCAAUGAUAUUUCACAAGAAAAUGAGCAUGCAAUACUCAUAGUCAAACGUCAAUUUGUGACUUUAAUACAAAUUCAGAUAAACAGCAGUGGACCUACAUUACCUUUUUUCCUAAAUCUUUUUUACAGAAACAUAAUUGGUACUUAUUUAUGUAUAUUAUCACUGCUUUGGUGUAAAAUAGUUGAUACUUUGUGACCUAAAUAGUAAUUUGGCCAAAUUCUCCACUUUACUCCGCUGUUUAUCGCCGAUGUCGUUGAAAUCCUUCCAAAUAUGUACGUCAGCUCAGAUAUAAUGGUAUCAAGCACAUUUUAAACAAGUUUUAACUUGGAUUCAAGUAGAUCAUAGCUGUUUAACCAUCGACAAGGUAAAACCUCAACUUUGUCCAAAUUCGGCGCCAUUUUGUCAUCCCAUGUCGGUUGUCAACAAUUCGGCCUUGUUAUUCUUCCAUCCAAGACAUUUCCAUUCCACUGAUAACAAAUUUAACCCUUUGUAAGGGUAGGAAACUAAAAAAUCUAAACAAAAUAUAAGAAAUGCAGCAUUUUAUCACCCUGUAAAAUGUUGCUCACGAGUCUUUCAAAACAUUCCGUACAAAUCUCGCGUGACAAAGUAACAGGGGCAUGACAGGGGGAUGAAUUAUUUCACGGAGAUAGAAGGCGUGAAAUAGACUAAAAACUAAAUACAAUCAUACAAACGUUUGUUUUAUUUCUUGUAGCGACAAAUAAAUACAUAUUAUAUGAAUAUGUCAUACCAUAAAUUAAAUGUUGAUUGUUGGUCUUACCAUACACUGCAGCUGCUAUUACAGCGUGCCUUUGCUUUGCUUAAAACUUCAAAGUCUCCACACCCCCUGUCACGCCCUGUUACUUUGUACGGAAUGUAAGAAUGUUUUGAAAGACUCGUGAGCAACAUUUUACAGGGUGAUAAAAUGCUGCAUUUCUUAUAUUUUGUUUAGAUUUUUUAGUUUCCUACCCUUACAAAGGGUUAAAUUUGUUAUUAGUGCAGUGGAAAUGGCUUGGAUGGAAGAGUAACAAGGGCGAAUUGUUGGCAACCGACAUGAGAUGACAAAAUGGUACCGAAUUUGGACAAAGUUGAGGUUUUACCUUGUCGAUGGUUAAACAGCUAUGAUCUACUUGAAUCCAAGUUAAAACUUACUUAAAAUGUGCUUGACACCAUUAUGUUUGAGCUGCCGUACAUAUUUGGAAGGAUUUCAACGAGAUCGGCGAUAAACAGCGGAGUAAAGUGGAGAAUUUGGUCAAAUACGUCCAUUUGCAGGAGGUACGUAGGUAAAUUUCAAAUUAUUAUUUCGGUCACAAAGUGUCAACUAUUUUACACCAAAGCAGUGAUAAUAUACAUAAGUACCAAUUAUGUUUCUAUAAAAAAGAUUUAGGAAAAAAGGUAAUGUAGGUCCACUGCUGUUUAUCUGAAUUUGUAAGUCACAAAUUGACGUUUGACUAUGAGUAUUGCAUGGUCAUUUUCUUGUGAAAUAUCAGUGCUAGGCAUUUCACACUUACCAAUGACCACCCCUAAAAGCACCAUCUCUGAACCAUAUAAGCACCUCAGAAUAGCCAAAGCUUUUAUGGUUUGGUAGAUAGUACUAUGGCGAGAGCGUCGUUUUUGGGUGUGGUCAGUUUCGGACGUUUCGCCCCGGAUUGGGGUUCGGGCAGCGUUACCAUGUCGACCGUCAUGGUCAACUUGCCCUAAAACAGUUGAGAUUAUCUGUCCUAAAUGAAAUGCAUACAAACUCAUAUACAGGUCCUCGACUAAUUUUACAAAGACUGAAAAGACGUCAUAUUAAUUCUUUUUAUAGACAGUAGGAUCCUGCAUGAUAAUGCAUCCUGCACAAUCAUAAAUAUGCUAUAGUUUCGCAUUCUGGCAACGUCAAUUACUCCAAUUCCGAAUGAAUUUAUAGUCUUAGGGCAGAAUAGAAAUCUUCCUUUGUGCUCAACAUUCAUAGAAAUGUUGCUGUCAUCAAUUGAGGUUCAUUUUAUUACGGCAUCGAUCCUGUCAUCGUAUUACAAUAUAUCUUUGAUUGUAUGUUCCCUUAUUUCAUAAGUAUCUGACAAAUUUAUCCAAAAUUAAUGAUCCAACAAAAUUUAUCCAAUGAAUAAAUAAAUAUAUUAAAAUGAAUUAUAUUACACGCGCACUUAACCAAUCAGUAAUCGUUGAGAAGGUCACGUGCCGAUCCAAUAUUUUACGAUAUUGGACAGGAACCUAUUGGACAGUUGCGAAUUGUGGCUUUUUUCAUGGUUUUUCAACCCUUUUCAGAUGUUUUGUCAAUUUCAAACACACGAAAAACGAUAUGGCAGAAUAAUGAAAAGAAUUUGGGACAUUAAUACAGUUUUUUUCUACCAGUUUUGUUUAAAAUUAUAAAAGCGCGGGAAAACUUGUCUUCGCGAAAUUUAUUUGUUUGCAACAGCCUAGAAGUUAGUAAUAUUAUUUUUUCGUUAAAAUUAGGUCGAAUUUCCCAUAAACAUACAUGGAAUUAUUUAUGCACACAUAUAUUUGUAAAAACAGGUUUAUUAACUUUUUUUUAGUUAAGCAAAUUCGCCGCCGAUAUAUGUAGUAAUGUUGUCACUGUAUUAGUCUCGUUGUAUUUACUUUAUCGCUUAUUGACAAUUUUUGUUAUAGAAUUGUUUUGUUCGAUAUAAUAAAACUCCUCCUAUUGGAUUCAUCUCCGCCGAAUAUGGCAAAAUAUUAAGUCUCGACUUCAAUAUUAGGCUCGACCUUCGGUCUAGCCCAAUAUUGAAGUCUCGACUUAAUAUUUUGCCAUAUUGGGCUGAGAAGAAUCCAAUAAGAUAUACUAUUGAACUGCAACUUUAACCAAUCAUUAAUAUUUAAUAACGGUUUCUAAUAUCGGUAAUAUCAACAACAAAAUUACCGAUACCGAUAUUUCUAUUUUUGUACCGAUAAGCCGAUACACCGAUAUAUGGAUAUCGGUGCAUCACUAAUUUUUUCACUCUACCUGGUUCCCUCGUACGUUCUUGACCUUUGACUAAAGUAGCUGUGAUAUUUCCAGGUGAAACCUUUGCUAGAUGUAACACGUCAAGAAGAAGAACUACAUCAGCAUCAAGACGAACUCAAGAAAGUCUCGGACACAUUGGAUAAACUUGAGACACAGUACAAAGAACUUGAACAAACGCACGCACAGAUAAGCGAAGAGAAACAAGUGUUGUCGGAGAAACUGGAGCAAGCACAGGAGGCGUACGUCGAAGCAGAUGAGAUGAGACAACGUCUCUCCACGAAAAAGAACGAGCUUGAGCUGCUUUUGGAAGAUCUCGAAGCAAAAGUUGAAGAGGAGGAAGAUAAGGGCUUGAAACUUACCGAUGAAAAACGAAAUCUUCAACAGAGUAUCCUGGACCUCGAGGAACAGUAAGUUUGUUUGGUAAUAUUAACUAAGUGUAAUAUGUAGCUCUUACUGGACCUCUAGGAAGAACAGUUUAGAACUGAUAUAAAGUUAUCCAGUGUAAAUAAAGUUAGUUUAGUUUAGGUUUCCUUCGGUAAUAAUACUUUACCAAUAAGGGAUGCCUCUUACUGGAUCUCCGGGAAGAGAAAUUUCGAACUGAUAGAGCUAUCCAGUAUAAUUAAAGAUAGUUCAGUUUAGUUUUCCUCCUGUGGCAAUACUGAAUCUAUAUGGGAUUACCCUUACUGGACUUCGAGGGAGAACAGUUUAGCAUUGAUAGAACUGUACAGCAUUAAUAAAGUUAGUUUAGGUUUUCUCCUGUAGUAACACUGGAGCAAUAUGGGAUGACCCUUACAGCCUUACGGGAUUUCUAGGGAGAACAGUUUAGGACUGUUAAAACUAUACAGUAUAAACAAAGUUAGUAUAGAUGUUCGAUUGUUACAAAAAUCUCGAUGUGUUUUUGUAGACUUGAUGAGGAAGAAGCCACCCGCCAGAAACUACAGCUAGAGAAAGUGCAAUGUGAGGCUAAAGCGAAGAAAUACGAAGAAGAUUUAUUGGCACUAGAAGAUGCAAAUUCCAAGGUCAGUGGUACCUGCCCGACUUACUCUACGGGUGUUUUUUUUUAUCUGUUACCCUACAGAAGGGAUACAUUCUAGAUUAUAGUCCGUUGCCCACGGAAUAACAUGGACUAUAGUGUACCUAAAUGUCCGACAGCUCGCUAUAAGAAUAGUUUUAUUCCAACUAUGUGUUCGAAAGUUUCAAAACAAUAGCUUGCAUGUGAAUUUAAUAGUAAUGGUAAUACUGCUUGUAAAUAAUGAAUUUUAGUCUGCUUAUUAUUUUUUAUACUGUAUGUAUAGCCUGGUUCACAUAUGCCUGCGGUAUGCCUGCGACUGUAUCAUUAUGCCUCUACUUGCCGCCGAAAUACCGGCAAAGUUGAACUCAAGUCAACUUUCCCGGCCUACUGCCGAUGUAACUGUGGCACUGGAGGCAAUCGGCGAACAAAUAUUCACAUAAUUUACGUUUUUAAGCUACCACCGUCAUCGUCGCCGGUACGUCGCAGGCAUAUAUGUGAACCAGGCUUAUGUACAGUAUAUAUACAGUAAGACUUUAAUAUCCUAGGUGCGAUAAUUUGGGGCGGUGGGGAAGUGGUUAGCGCACUUACAGUACCUUUCACCUCUAAGGUUGCUGGUUCAAAUCUCAGUGAGAACUUCUCAAUGCGACUCGAACCCAGUCCUCUUGUGAAAAGAGUAAAAAGUCAACGCUCUGGCGAAAGUCGUGGAUUUUCUCUGGGUACUCGUGUUUUCUCCCACAGGGAAAGUUGACAGGGUGGGUUAAGUAAAAGGGCCCACAUUAAUGGACAACUUGCAUGUUAGACUAAAUUUUAAUCUAAGCAGAGAAAAGGGAAUCAAACACCACAGCUGAAAAGAACAUACUGAAAAUAGUAAAAGUGCAAAAUUUGGUUGCGAAAUGUUGUAAAGCUUAGAAAAUAUAGCCUUGCAAAGUUUGCAAAUUUUCAGUAUAUUUGUAUUACGAGCGGAAAUUGUUACCAUUUUCGGCUCAAAAAUGGUAACAAUUUCCGCACGUAAUACAAAUAUACUGAAAACAUGCAAAUUUUGCAAGGCUAUAUUUUCUAAGCUUUACAACAUUUCGCAACCAAAUUUUGCGAUUUUACUAAUUUUAAUAAGUUCUUAACGGGAAUUUACUUUUUUUGUGCCUAGAUCGGCUAGAUCAAAAAUUUGUCUAACAUGCAAGUUGUCUAUUGGCAUAUGCUGUUGUGGUGACCCUGCCCUAGUUGGCAAAAGCUAAAUAAAUAAAUAAUGUGUUAAUGUUGUUAUUAUUAUAUUACCGUAAUUUAGCAUGUAAUGCAUAUUAUUUAGCUCGGUAAAGAAAGGAAGCAACUCGAAGAAAAGUUGGCUGAAACUUUGACUUCAUUGCAAGAUGAAGAGGACAAGAGCAAGGGAUUGGGAAAAAUGAAAGCGAAACACGAAGCAGCGAUCACUGAUCUUGAAGACAGACUUCGUAGCGAGGAGAAGGCACGUCAAGAAUUGGAUAAGGAGAAAAGGAAAUUACUUGCUGAGAUCGCAGAAUUACAAGAACAACUUCUUGAAGCGAAACAAAGGGUAAGCCGGGCUCACGUUUGUUCUCACUUUAGAUUUUGGAAGUGUUCCUAAAUUUUGAGAGCAUGUACGCGCCAAUUACCCAGAUAACGCUUCUGUAUGCUCGCCAACAAUAGACUAUGCGUACGGUUGUUCCACGCUUUACAACCAAAUACAAUCAAAUUCAUACCGACAUUUCAAUGAAAUAUUUUCACAUCGAUACGGUUCUCAUUACCUGUAUCAAUCGAAACAUGCACACACCACGGAUCACUUUACUUGCGACAGAAAUUGGGGCGAAUUCAGUCUUGUAAGUAGCAACACGCGAUUUUAUGAACGUACACGGCUUUCUAUAAAUAACAAGCCGCGUUCGCUUUAUUUUACCGUGUUCGCUUUAUUUUACCGUGUUUUUUCCCACUUUUGGCCUCGUUAACACGACCAACCAGCCUUCUAUCUAAAGCCACGAUCUUCCUCAACGGCCAGUAAACAACAUAAAUCAUAAGUAUUCUCUAGUUAUAAUCACUCCGCGUAUUUUCAGUUCUAAAAUGUUAAAGAUCGUGACUCAAUCUUUACGACCGUUACGACCAUAUGGAAACCAGGCUUAAGACUGUAAGUUGAUAUACGGAGUCGGAAAUGUGUAAUGUUUCAAUAAUGUUUACGGGUAUAUAUAUUAUUGUUCAUUAAGAUUGAGGAGCUGGAGGGUAUGCUUACAAAGAGAGAGCAAGAUGUGAAUGAAAGUAAUUCCAGGUGAGAAUCGCACAGUAAAAUUUUGUUGUCAACUUUCCACGUCAUUAAAGUAAUUAUUAAUCAAGAUAUUAAAACAUCUUGUGGAGAGUUGCUUGUAGACAACAUCUUUUGGCAGUUUGUACCAUGCCGAAGCUCCCCGAUAGGAAAAGGAUUUCUUCAUAAAAUAAGAAAAUUUCCUGCGACGAUAUUUUGUUAAAGAGGUGAUGUAUGUAAAGUCCGUAAUGUAAACAAAAGCUUUGUUUACAUUUUGAACUCAGUGGUACAGUUGUAAACACUCUUCUGGUUCGCUAUGCUUGUAAAUGAAUACAGACUAGAGAUUCAAUUCAAGAAAGUUCGGAAGGUGCGAAAUAUUAAUAACAUUCCAAAGGUUGCUCCCCCACUGAUGGAAUGUGUUGAUGCGCAGAAUAUAUGCGCAGAACGGACUUUACAGCAUCUUUAAAAAUUUCUUGACAGCGGUGCUGCUGGCGCUGUCGCACUUUUUCUAGCGCUGUUCAAAGCCUUUCACCGCCCUCCUCAGUCCCCCCCCCUCUCCCAAGUACCUGGUGCCCCUGUACACACGCAAAAAUCUCACAUACUGUGGCAAGUCUGCCAACAAGCCGUCAAGAAGUUGUUUUCGCGCUGCUUAUCUCAAGACUCAAGUUGUCAACAAGUAUGGAACAACUUCAGACUUGUUGCAAAGUUGUUCCAUUAAGUCUGUUACAGUCAUGAUAUAACAAUAUUGUUACAACCUUGUGUCGUCAACCUUGUAGCAUUAUUGUAUCAGACUUGUUAGAACAAUUUUGUAACAAGUCUGAUAAUGGAAUAAAGCUUGUUGUUAAAAGUUGUUAACAGCUUGUUCCAAACUUGUUACAACAACUGGGAACAAGCAGUGCGAACACAACUUGUCAACAGCUUGUGAACAGAUUUGUAAUUUAACCCCUAUUGACCGUGUAAUGUACGUUGCAUUGUGAUCUGCUUGCAGGGUUGAUGCCGAGACAAACAAACGUCUAGAACUCGAAAGAAAUAUACGAGAAUUAGAAAACAAAGUUGAAGAACUCACUGAAGACUUCGAUGCAGAGAAAGCGUCUCGUUCCAAGGCUGAGAAACAGAAGAAAGAUAUCAGCGAGGUUUGUUCUAGCUUCGAUCAGUUCUUAACUGUUUUUCCUAGAGCUCGAGUGAAGUUUGCCUAACAUUACUGCAGAAGGGGGAAACGUAUCGCAACCUGGGAACCUAGUUCCCAGAAAUGUUUUUGGAUCUACAUUUUUACAGAAAUUUUCAGACAUUUUUUCAUGUUCGAUAGCUUAUUAUUAGCAUGACAAAAUUACUGGAUGCUGAUUGGGUAAGAGGAGUACAGUUAUUUCAUUAAGAGGUGAUUUUUUGGUAUGUUACGUAACACACGCUCAAAACUAAUGCGUAUAAUAUAUCACCUGAGGUUAUGACUAAAUUCAAAAUUUUUAUUUUUCGAUACGUUUCUCAAUCGGCAAACAAACUUAAAAAGUAUGUUUAGUGUUUUAUCUGUAAAAUAAUAAUAAAAUGAAGAGAUUUUAGAUGAUACGCCAAAGAGAAAAUGAUGUCUGAAGUUCAGUAAGUUUUGCUUAUAUGGCUGUAAAUAUGGCGUCAAUUUUAAAGCAACAUUGAUAAUUGUAUUUUAAUUGACAAUUUUUAACUAUUAUUUUACGUUUCUCAACCGGAAGAUGCAUUUAAAAAGGUAGCUUAAGCCAGGCGCACACACUGCGAUUUUAGUCGGCCGAUUUAAGGUUUAGGGGUAUGAUAUUGGCAAAUCUGGCGAUGUAGAUGAGCCCACAGAUCCUAUCACUGAUUGUUUUUGCUGAAAACAUCCAUCUAAACCUGAAUCGGCCGACUAAAAUCGCAGUGUGUGCGCCUUGCUUAAUUCUAUAAACUGGAGAAUAAAGCUAAAACAAAGUAAUUUUGAGAGGAACGCCAAAAAGGUUUUGAUUUUAGGUUUUUCAUUACAAAUACGUUACAUUGAAAAAAAUUGCCUCUUAAUUGUACUGCAGUACAAUUACUGAUUUUCCCAAAACAAACAAAUGGCGGAAAGUUACUUAAACACAAAUGAAAUUGCCCUAGAGGAACUUAAAGCAAAAGAACUAAAUGAAAAUACGAACAAAAACACCAAAUUUUUGUUGAAAGUCUGGUAGGGCUGGGCUUUGGCGAGAGAAUACGACGUUGACAUUUAGAAUUAUCCAAUUUUGUCAUGCAAACAAUAAACAAUUAUGUACACUUAUUCUGAAAAUUACAGUGAUUGAAUAUCUAAAUUACUAAAUACCUGAUUAUUGAAAUGAUUGAAUACCAAAUGAAUCUACUGCAGUAACUCGAUACCUAAGUUACAGCGGGACAGUUCGGAACGAAAACAUUCAUAUAAGCUGCAGUUGGAAAUUUGUUUUUAAUCCUUCAAGACUAACUACUGUGACUACUUCAGGAUUAAACUUGUUUACUACAUCUGUUUCGUUUAUCCUAGGAAUUAGACAACCUCAAAUCAGAACUAGAAGAAUCGAUGGAUACAACAUCAGCAGCACAAGAAAUGCGAGCCAAGCGAGAACAAGAAUUAGAUUCAUUGAAGAAAAGUAUCAAUGAAGAAUCAACCGCACAUGAAGCUGCCAUGUCUAACCUUCGUCAGAAACAUUCACAUCUCGUUGAAGAACUCAACGGACAACUGGAGAGCACUAAGAAGGUAAAGCCUGUUUCAAACGUCGCAUGUGUCGAAUUUAAUGGGUGAUUCCAGUUAUGGAGGAAAUUUUGAUCUACACAAGAAGAACGAAAUCCAACAUCACACCCAAAAAGAGCAUCUAAUGAGUAAAAUUGCAACGUUUGGUUGCGAAAUGUUGUAAAAUGUGGAAAUAUAGCCCUGUGAAGUUUGUAUGUGUUUGUAUUACGCGCUGGAAAAAUAACCAAUUUUGAGCGGAAAGUGGUUAUUUUUACCGCGCGUAAUGCAAAUAUGUACAAAAUUUGCGAACUUCACAGGGCUAUAUUUUCUUCAUUUUACAACAUUUCGCAACCAAACUUUGCAAUUUUACUCAUUUUAAGAUGCUCUUUCUAGGUGUGCUGUUAGAUUUCGUUCUUCUUGUCUAGAUCAAAAUUUCGUCCAUAGCUGCAAUCACCCAUUUGGUUGAGCACUGAAGACUUCAUGUGAUGUUAUUGAAAUGUCACACAUUGCUACUUCGGAAAAAGAUAUAUAGAUCUUUGGAUAGUUCUAUUUUUCCGACAAAUUGUGAAAACGGCGUAUAACGGCGAAUUCUUGACUGUUGCUAACACCAUGUAUUUUCUCUUUCAGGCAAAAGUGCAGCUUGAAAAGGCGAAAGCCAAACUGGAAGAGACGAAUUCCGAACUCGAAGAAGAUCUUCAAGCAGCGAGUAAAGCCAAGUCAGAGCUUGAACGUCGUGCGAAAACGCUAGAAAACAGUUUGAGCGAAGUGAAUGUUCGCCUGGGCGACGAUGAACGACAGGUUGCCGACUUGCAGUCAUCUAAAGCGAAGGCGGAGAAGGAGGUAGACACUCUUGUACAACAGCUCGAUGAGGCGGAGGAGAAAUGUCACAAUCUUGAGAGAGCGAAGACUACGUUAGCCGAACAGUUGCAAGAUGCACAGGUAAGAAAAUUAUCACAUAUCCUGCUGUAGGAAAUUUGUUUUUAAUCCCGUAAGACUGUAAGUACAAUGGAUGAGAGUGCAUGAGAUUUGGCAGUCAUGCUACUUUGGUUAGCUGUUCUUAAUGCUUUCCUAACACUACCAUGUACAGUAUUUAAACUUAUCAAACCUUUAUUUUGUCAAUGUUUAGCAAAACACUCAUCAAACUUUUAUUUUGUUAACCUAGAGCUUAAAAUGUUCUCUGAUAAUUUGCGACUGCCAACACUCAUUUUCGUUUGACCGGAAGUCUAAGGAAAUAAUUUAAGACAGUCUUAGAAUUAUUGUCAUCUUUUUUGUACUUUUUUCUUGGUCAAUUAGAUGAACCAUUUAAGCUCAGUUGCAAUAUACUGUAGAGCGUUUGCACAUGACGUAACAGUCGCCGUUUUGGUGUUCGAAUUCAAAAGAAUUUUAAUUAGACUCUUGUCUGGAAACCAACAUGGCCGCCAUGGCUUUUGUUGAGUUUGAUCGCUGGGGAAUGAGCGCAAACGCUUUAUACUCGGGGUUCCUACAGAACUUGAAAGUUCUUGAAUGUCCUUGACAGUGGUGGAAAAAGUAUCGGAACCUGGGAACCUAGUUCCCGGAAUUUUUUUGAGUUGAGAGAGUUUUGCAGAAAAUUUUCCAGAAAUUAUUUCAACAUUUCGAGAUAACUCUGUUUACUCAACUUACAAGUUACAACUAUUGUACUUUAUUUAUACUGUACACGCUAACAUCGGCAGCCUCUUAAAUAUUUGACAGAAAUUAAUUCUUUUACCCAUCCCUGCCAUUAGGUAAAAUUACCAAUAUAUGCUCUGCAAAGUCUCCAAUAAAAUGCAAAUUAAAUGGUAAACAAAUAAAAGUGAUGGAAUAAAUAAGAUUAUAGGACACUUAGUUAAGCGUUAAAUCCUCACUAGUUGGUCAUAACUCAUAACUGUGGUAUAUAACAGGCAACUAUUGCGAUGUACGAGCAUACGAAAACCAGCCUGAAGCCUAUUAUUACUAAAGUACAAAUAAUACAAUCAUUAUGCAUUUGUUUCGUUAUUUUUGUAAUUGUAACAUUGCAAAUUCGACGCAGGGCAAAUUUUUCCACCCCUGAUCCUUGAAUUUGAAAACAAAAAUUCAAGGCCUUGAAUAUCCUUGAAUUUGUAAGGAAGUACUUGAAAUUCCUUGCAUUCUUCCUUUAGUUUAUGGAUAUUUUCUGAAAUUGUUUGUCAUUCAAAAACGGACAUUUUGUUGAAUUGAUUUUGCAUCUUCAUAUCUGACAAAGCUGUUUGAAAUUCAUUAAAAUUGUGUUUUGGACAAUUCAACGUGACAUUGUGCUGAUUUCUAACGCCUUCAGUAUUUAGUGCUUGAAUUUGCUGAAACAUGGUUUUGGAUGUCCUUGAAAAUUCCUUGAAUUUGAGUCUUUCUGAUAUGUAACGAACCCUGUAUACUUUAAGUUCUUGUCAAAGGGGAUAUCUGUUAUUAAGAAUUAGCAUCAAUAGAAUAAACGCAGAUUAAAAUGAGCAAAGAAAUUUCCAGGAAAGAUUUCUUCUUCAUGGCAUGGUAGUUGUACCUAGUUCUUGGUUUUUAGACAAAAGCAAAAUCCCUGAUAAGUAAAAAUUUAGUAAUAUAGGUUCAAUCAGGCUUGUCAUUAUUUCAGGAAUCAAUCGCAGAUGAAACCCGACAGAAAUUAACUCUCAGCACAAAACUCCGUGAUGCUGAGGCUAGCGUAGAGAAUGCCGAAAUGGAAUUAAAUGGCGCUACUGAAGAAAUCCACAUACUGCAACAGAAGAACGGAGAACUACAAUCAUCGGUAUGGAAAUAUUUUGAUAAUUUUAUAUAUAGGUUUUGUAUUCUGCAGUAAUGUAUAAUGAUGAUAUGGUCAAUCCAGUCGCGAUCCAAUAAUCAGAAUGUUCCACUGUCUUUUCAUUGCUUUGAAAACCCCACUGUUCUCCAUGCCAUCCAGUCACGAUCCAGUUCAAUGUCUUUUCAUUGUUCGUAAAAUCCUACUGUUCUCCUUGCCAUCCAGUCAGACUCAUGAUCCAGUGAUCGGAAUAUAGCAUUUCUUUUCAUUGUUUUGAAAAUCACACCGUUCUCAAUGCCUCCGAACAUUCUACUGGCCUAUGCAGCGAUCUGAAUAUUUCAUUGUCUUUUCGUUGAUUUGGUAUUCCCUGUGCAACAGUUAAAUAACACAAUGAAAGAAAGUAUUAUAAACAGUAUUUAUUUAAUCUAGAUAUCAUCUAUCCAAAUCAACCUGAAAAAUAAAGACGAAGAGAUAGAGGAGCUACAUCUUAGCAAGAAGAAAUCAAGUAAAGAACUUGAAGCUCUUCAGACUGCGAUGGAUGAACUUCGUGCGAGCAACAGUAAACUGGAGAAAUCCAAGAAACGAUUACAGGAAGAGGUAAACAAUGUCGUGUUGUAAACAAUUGUAGAAGGCUGAGUGAGAGUGAACUUUAUUUAAAGGGAUACCGGCAAUAAAAGUUAACUUUAGAGGCAUUUAUACGAGACAAAAUAAGUCGCGCCUUAUGAUAAGACGCGACUUAAAUAAGACGCAAGUUUGUCGUAUAAAAGGUACAAAAUUCUUAUGUAAGACGCGUCUUGGAUAAAACGCGACUUAAAUAAGAACAGGAUUUUUAGCUGUUCUUAUUUAAGUCGCGUCUUAAAUAAAUCAUUUUGGAUAAAAAGUCUAACUACACAUGCAUGCCCGAAACUUGAAACAACGUAAAAUUAUUAGCCUUGCAUAUUAAAAUAAAAACAACCAAAACAACAUUAUAGCUAUAACAAGUAAAUAAGACUAGAGCCGUAAAGAACCAUUUAUACGAUAAUUCCGCUUAUAUAAGUCGCGUCUUAUGUAAGUCGCGACUUAUUUUAUUCCGUAUAAAUGGCCCUUUUGUCUUAUUUGAAAGAACUUUUAAAGUUAUAUAUUUGAAGACCCUUUACAACUUUUUGUAUCAAGCAGGGUAAAUCUGUUAAAACUUCUUCAUGUGGGACUAAAUUUCUUCGAAAAGUUUCUUAAAAUGUUUUGAGUUAAUUGAAUACUAAAAAGACUUCGGAAAAUCGAGUUUCGUAUUGAUAAUGACAUGUGGUUUGCAAGAUAAAAAUUUCGCUUUUUACCCAACUUGUGACGUAUGCAUAUCGAAUUCAUAUCCAAGAUGGUGGAAUGCACGCUGCUUUUGAUCAAAAUAAGUCGAUUUAUUUCGAAAACCAAGCAAGAUACGGAAUAAUUGUAAAGGAAGUUUAUAUAUAAUUUUAAAUGUUCUUUCAAAUAAGACAAACUUAAUUUUAUAUUGCCAUAUCCUUAAGCACGGAGGCCAGUCAUCCAAAUUGAGAUGAUCUUCCCAGGCACCUUGACAUAUGAAUUAUUUACAAUAUUUACAAGAGAAGGAGAAAUUAAAGCUAUAUACAAAUUAUUUUAUACUACAGUUUAUUUUUGAGUGAAGUGGAAUUCCUAAUUUCAGUUGGUAUUGCAUUCCAUACCACUGCUCCAUUAUAUUCGAGACUAUUUUUCAAAAAAUUGGUGUUUGGUUUAGGAAUAACAAAGUUGUAGUCAUGACCUCGUGUACCAUGACUGUGAAUUAAAUUCGCUCGAUUAAAUGGCCGUGAAAGAUAAGAUGGGCUUAAUUUGUGGAAUACUUUGAACAUUAGACAAGAUUUUUGUUCCAUUUGCCAAUCUACUAGUGUCGGCCAAUUUAAGUUAUUCGAAAUUUGGGUCCUGUAGACGGAACGUUCUGAGUUCAAAAACUAAUCCAAAAUGGCGGACAGCUUAUUGUUCUCAUUCAAAAUAUUUCAAGAACUAAGCAAUAUAUGAAAAAUUGGCAAAGGAGUUUUAUAUAUAAUUUUGAAGCUUCUACUGUAUGAACUGAAACAAGCUAAAUUUUUAUUGUACAUGAAUAUAUUGUCGCUAGGGUUACAUAUGCUGUUUGUAUUUUCUAGCUUGAUGACUUGAAUCUGACAGUUGAUAAAGAUCGAGGACGUGUUGUGGAAUUGGAGAAGAAACAACGCAAAUUUGAUUCGGUUGGUUAUACAUGAAUGCGCUUUGUUAAUCACUUGUCUGCGAUGUUUUGAAAAGUUGACAGAUUUUGACAGUCGUCAUUUCUGUUUGUUGUAGAUGGUCGCGGAGGAAAAAGCUGCUGCUGAAAGGCUCUCUGCUGAACGUGAUGCUGCUGAAAGAGAGGCCAGACAGAAUGAAACAAAGGUAUUACAAAUAACAAUUGCAUAUUUGAAUGAAAGCAUUAAUUCAAUCGACCUGCUUAUGGACACACCUCUAGUACGCUUUAAUACAGUUUUCCACUUCAACCAUAUCGUAUCGUAACAUUUUAUUUUGUGUCGAAGUCAUUUGUUCCACUCUAGCAGUCAGGAAACAAAGAAAUACGCUAAAUGUCAAGUGGAAAACGGCCUUUACGCCGCUUUGUUAUGUCCGUAUUAGAAAGGGCCAAAAAAUUAGUAGGUACUCCGUACAGUAUGUACAUCGAUGGCGCAGCCCACGCGAAGUACACGCGUGUCUUAUUACUCUAUUGGACGCCUUGUUGGCUUCAGCCAAUCAUACGGCCUUUUACCUAGAGUUAUCGUUCCAGUAUUUAUAGAGUUCACUGGGUCCAACUGUGUACCCAGGAAUAUACCAUAUGGCAUGGAUGCACCCAGCCAGAUCAACCAAGCUCAUAAUCAUUUGGAGCCUACGUACAGCAGUGUUCUGUAGAAUGAGCGAAACAUUGUCUUUGGAAGGGUUCAGGGGAAUCGUUGUGGUAAUGGUUAAUGAAAUCGGCACCCCACCCCAAGGAUAAGGGGUACCCACCCCCUGCACACACACACACACACACACACAUUCAGGAAAUCCAUCCCAUAUGGAAUCAGUUGCUUUAGUGUGGACUCUGACAGUUGUUAUUCCUUGCAGGUUAUUUCAUUGACUCAUGAGCUGGAAGAACUCCAAGACAAGCUGAGUGAAACAGAAAAGCUGAAGAAAACACAACUGGUAAUUAAAAUAUUUCCAUCGCCUCUGCUCAGUGACUUAAACUUGUUUUACAACCUAAUGUGUGAUAUGAGCAGGGACAUUUGAUUUUCAAAUCAGUUAUUCCAAUACUUAAAUGACAGUUCUUGUGUUUCUUUUAGAUGGAGCUUGAGGCCUUGAUGGAAAGCAAAGACGAUGUUGGUAAAAAUGUAAGUUCAAUGUAUUGUAUAGAAGAGUAUUUAUAAAGGUGGCUUCCCAACUCGAACUUUUUUAGAUAUAAAUAGUUUAAUAAAGUGUGACUAACCCCAAAUAUAAAUUUUGGUAUGUGUAAUAUUUGGGUCAUUCUGAGAAGAAAUGUAAUGUAUCUUUAUGGUAAAAAACCUCAUCCUGAUUAACUUUUUCAGUUCUAGAUAUGAUGUCAUUAGGUGAAGUUUUGGUACAAAAAAAAGGGAAAACUAAUUUGCAAUUCACCUAAUGACAUCAUAUCCGGAAACUUUGACAGUGAAAAAGUUGAUCGGAUUUUUUAUUAUAAAGAUAUAUUCUUCGAAUGACCCAAAGAUUAAACAUAAAAAAUCAUAUUAGCGGUUAGUCACACUUUAAUAAGCAAAUAAUACGAAAAACUAAAUUUGGAGCCAUCAGAGUUAAUUUUUCAGAUGCCUCCACAGCUAAUAUUCAUUUUCACGAGAAAACGUAGACUUUCCCGAAAUAUGGUUCUUUUAUCACAAAGUGAACAAUUUUUUUCACUUCAUAGCCUUACUGUUUGGUGAUUUUUCUGUAGGUUCAUGACCUGGAGCGAGCCAAGAGAACACUGGACACUCAAGUGACUGAAAUGAAAGCAACGAUCGAAGAACUAGAAGAUGAAUUACAGUUGUCUGAGGAUGCUAGACUACGUCUUGAAGUGAAUCUUCAAGCUCUCAAAUCGUCCCAUGAUAGAGAUCUCGCUGGCAAGGAAGAAAUGAGUGAGGACAAGCGAAGACAAAUGACUAAACAGGUGCAUUACUUAUUUGUUAUCAUAUAAAGUGCCUUGUUACUCUUUGGAACGUUUUAUAUCUGUUUGCCUUGGGGGCUUCAGAGAGUCGUCAGAGCAUGCGCCUUUCACCUCUGAGAUCAUCGAUUCCCGCUGCGGACUUGCUCAUGACAGUUAUGUGAAAAGAGUCAGCAGGGCUGCAAAUAAAUAUUUGACUUGACAGGACAUUUGUCCGAUCACUUUUAACUUUAACUUUAACUUGAAUUAAGUCGGACAAAAACCAACAUCACUAAAUUUGGUCGGACAUAUAUACGUCACAAGAUAUAUAUAAGUCACGAGACAAGUAUGUAUAGCCAUUCCGGCGCAACGUUAAGUAAAAUGCUAGAAUGCCUCGUAAAUUUGAUUGCCAAAUGCGAAUUGAGUGAAUUUGCAAUCGGAUUUUGUCAACAGCAAAAAAAUGUAUGUGACAAUUUUUUUUUUUGUGAUCGGACCAAUGUCCAAUCAAAAUUACUUUUGCUCGGACAUUUGCCAAAUUUAGUCGAACAUUGUCCGAUGUCCGACAGUGAUUUGCAGCCCUGAGUCAGUCGAUGCUCUCCCGAAAGUCGUGGGUUUUCUCCGGGUACUCCGACUUCCUCCCACAGGGAAUGUUGACAGGGUGGGUUAUGCCUAGCCCCUAACAUACCCUUCCACCGUAACUGGUGCUGAGUGUGCUCCGUGAUCAGACAUGAGUCAUAUAACGUGGCUGCCAGAGGCGCCCUUAGAAAAAUUGGUUUGCGGGAAAUUGUUCUAAAACUAGCUAUUAAUAGUUUGGCAUUUUAGCAGUAAUAGGUUGUUUUGAUAGGAAAGUAAUAGGUUGUUUUGAUAGGACGUUUUUUCCAACGAAAUGAAAGAUUCGCAGUUUUAGUAAUAUAGAUUUUUUCUUGGUUUUUCCAAAACAUUUUGGGCAAAAAAAUGAUUACAGUCGAAACCCUAUUAACGGACACUCCUCUUAAGCGGACAAACGUAACUGAAUGUGUAUAUGCUAAAUUAAAUUUUCAUAACAAUCAAUGGUGGAAAUUAAUUUGAAGAAAAUUCACUAGACAUGUAUUUGUUAAAUGUUUUGCAGUAUUUCUAUAUAGUAUAAACGCUAAUAACUUUAGCUAAUCUCCUAAAACAAACUUUUCUUUCUUUCUUUCUUUCUUUCUUUCUUUAACUUGUGUCUUCAACCGAUUGCAAGAAAAACUGUGUCCUCGAAACUUGAACUCGCAGGGAAGUUCCACACCUUAAUUAACCACUCCGUUGACACGUUUACAUUUGAUUACUCAGGGUGUUAGCCAGAAAAAAAGUUUUGUCCGUUCAACGUAAAUUGGGAAAGUUUUUUUGACCGAUCAAAGUCCUUGUGCAGGAAUAAAUAGUCUUUUUUUCCCCCAACGUGUUUCUCCUUAGAUGCAAACAACGGUAGCUUGGUUUUGUACAUUUCAUUUCCGGUGAAUGAACUCUGAAAAAUGCACCCGAUGGCACUUUGUUUUGUGUAUUUCAUUUCCGGUGAAUGAACAUGCACGGAUGUACACCGAUUACACUUUAUUUUGUACAUUUCAUUUCAGUGAAUAUACACAGUCACCCAAUAUGAAUGAAACGCGAUACAUUUUGAGAAAAUAGUUAAUGGGGAAAAGUAAAUAAAACGUUCUUUGAUAUACUAAUAUAAAAUCAAACGCAAUGCACUUUCUCAUCAGAAUAAAUGAAAAUCUUCCAGUACACCCAGUUGGGAAAGCCCCUUGGCUACUUCAAUUGGGAAGACUCCGUCAAACGGACAGUAUAUGGGCUAGCUAACACCCUCUUACUGCUGUUCCUAAGUUAGUUAGCGUUACCUCCUGUUGUGUUCGCUGUUGCAAGCCCUUAUUUAGCGGACACCCCUUUUAAGGCGGACAUGUUGGUGAGGUACCGAAUGUGUUCGCUUAAUAGACGUUCCACUGUAUACUGUGAUCUAACUUAUACCACACGACUAUUUUCUAUAGCUUCGUGAGAUGGAGUCAGAGCUAGAGGAAGAGCGAAAGGCGCGAGCAAGUGCACAAAAUACGAAGAAGAAACUAGAACUGGACAUUAAGGACAUGGAAGAGCAAUUAGAAGCUGCCAGUAAAGUGAAAGAAGACGGCAUCAGACAGCUCAAAAAAUAUCAACAACAAGUUAAGGAUAUUCAGAGAGAUUUGGAUGACGCGACAUCGUCAAGAGACCAGAUUUCUGAACACGCGCGUGAGAAUGAGAAGAAAUUGAAGAAUCUUGAAACUGAAUUCUUACAAAUGCAGGAGGUACGUCGCUGUCUUGUUAGCCUCCUAAGGUGGUUCCCUAUUGUGUUUUUUGGGCAAGAGGGAGAAAUUUUACAAUGUAGGGCGGAAUUUUUUAACAAUUGUUACUUGUUGAAUGGUAUCUGAGUUAUAGAAAAUACUACCUGAAUAGCAUAAAAUUGAAUUGCAUUCAUUUACAUUCGUAUGGAAGUCGAUUUCAGUUUGUUUGUCCGAAGUUUGUGCAAUAAAUAACAACCUUAUUAGAAACGUAUUAAAAAACUCCUCUCAUUGAAAUACAGCCAACCACUUCUAACAGGCAUCAUUGAUCAUCAAAAUCCCAGUUGUCUCUAAAGGUCUUCAUAUAUUAUUUUUACAAAUUCUUUCAAACGAGACGAACUUAAUUUGUAGUGCCAUUUCCCUUUAAUUAAAGAAAGGAAACUCGUCUAUUAUUAAUCCUGUUACGGUUAUGCCGUCCUAACACACUGGAAUCUUGCAAAGACGAGAAACUAAUAAAGAGUUGUUAAAGUUGGUUACGUCACGGUUAAUAGACUGAGAUGGGAGGGUACGCAUUAGUUUUUUUUCUCUCCCUUGUAUUACAUCAGUGAUCGUUUACCAGUCGAAAAGUCCUCGUUUUCAGAUGGAUGAUUCUUUAGCUUUCAGAUAUUUUUCAGUCUAUAAAUAGAGUUUCCCGUUUCUCGUAUGAUUUUGGAUAUUUUCUCACCGCGUCUAAAUUUGUGUUCAGGAUCUGGCGGCUGCUGAACGGGCACGCAAGAAUGUUGAAAAUGAAAGAGAUGAAUUGAUGGAGGAAUUAACCAGUGGUUCAACUUCAAGGUAAGUCGCUGACGUGAUGUUGGUGCCACAGUAAUUAGGACUGUGUUUAUCCAUGCGCCUAAUAUGUGAUGGGACGACAUUUAUAAACAUGACGUCUUCGAAAUGUUUAUUUGAGUAGCCAAUGAAAAUGCCGGAUUUAUAGUAAUAGACUCUGGUUGAGUGUACACUAAUAAGAGAUGGUCAAGGCAUGAAAUAGUUUAGAACUGAUAGAGCUAUAUAUAUUCCAUGUAAUGUAUAAUUCUUUCUAAGUUUCGCAAUCUUUAUACUAUAGGUUGAAAUUAUAUAUUGCAUUUCAGAUCCGCCCUUUCUGAUGAAAAACGACGUCUCGACAGCAGAAUUUCUGAACUCGAAGAAGAACUCGAAGAGGAAAGAGCACAGAAUGAAAUGCUGGAAGAGAAAGCCAAACGUUCACAACUCGCGGUAAACUUUUGCUUUUAUUCUUUUAUUAUUUAUUACCUCUCCGCCAGGAGGUUAUGUUUUCAUCUGGACUCUAUGAAUAUAACGAUCGGUUAUUUGCCGAACAAAACAAUAAGUGGCCGAUUAACUUUAUUCUGUACGGACAUGUUUACCGAUCAGAUAAAGCAUGCAGUUUUCAUUUAAACUGAAUAUACUGUUCCAAAAGCAUGCAAGAAAAAAAAAAGCGAAACAUAUUCUUGGCUUCGCGGUGACCGGCAACAAAUGCAGAAAAUUCGAAAACAAUUGGGAUCUUCGCUUGUUCGUUUGGACUGCUUGCUAAAAGAGUAAAAGUUAUGUAUGAUUGGUCAUGCGAGCAGUGAUGAGCGCUACCAAUCAAUGUAAAUAUUACCAGCCAAUGUCCGAGCAAGUGCACACUUAAAGGAUUAGUGUCACACCAGGAAUUCGCGGGCUCAAACUCCUGCUGGCGGCCAUUUUUCGGGACGAAUAGAUUAGAUGAUCUGGAAAGUGUUUACAAUCCGUCAUAUAUUUGAACCAUCCUUUUAUAAUCCUUGCUCUUUUUGUCUGAUUUUUAUCAGAAAUGUACCAAACAAGGUAUUUUUUCGCUAUUUGUUGUAUUUGAGUAAAAUGUAAACAAUAACAAAAGCCCGCAAUGCAUGACCCUGACACUAAUCCUUUAAGUGGACCCAAACGAAAUUGUUAUACUCACUCAACAUUGUCGUAAAGAUAAAAGUUUUAGUGAUUUUUACACCCGCCAUUUGAAUUUAAUUAUAUUUGCCUCAUUAUGAAAAUUUGGGUUAGGUGAGCUACGAUUAGGAUACGAUUAAGGUUUUGAUGGAUGGAAUUUAAUGAAAACUAGACCGUGCGGCUGAGCGUGCAAUGGAACGCGUUACAUUACACGCUGAAAUUAAAUGAUCAGAAUUUAAUGAGGUGUUGUAUAAUAAGAAUUGUUUUAUGAUUUUCUUUCUAGGCUGACCAAUCUCACAACGAGCUGAAUACUGAACGAUCCAACGCUCAGAGGAUUGAGAAUCAACGUACAUCCUUGGAACGACAGGUAAUAUAAAGUACUUAAAAUGUUGUCGUCGUCCUCUUUGCCGUAAUUCCUUUAUAGUUGAAUAAGUUGAUGAUCGAUUGACCGACUGAGUGUGAGUGUCCGCCCGCCCCGUCGACCAACCGUUCAACGAUGGAUGGACGGGAUUCCUGCUUGCCGACCGACCAUUCGAUGGCGGACGAACUGACUGACGGACCGACAGUGACUGAUGGACGGAAUAACGACCGACAUAAGGCUCUCGACAGAAUGACCGACAGGCUGAUGGUCCGACCGACCAACUAUGGACUGAUGGACGGCUUGAUCGACCAAUCUACCGACCGAAUGACCAACCGACUGGCUGUUUGACCGACCGACAACGGACGGAUGGACCGACUGGCCAACCGACUGACCGAUAGCGGACGGACGACUGACAGACCGACUAAGUGACUAACCAUCGGCGGAUGAACUGACUGAGCGACCAGUUGUGACCGACGGACAUACCAAGCAAACGACCGUUGGACGGACAGAGUGACGACUGACUGACAUAUUCAAAUUAAAUUUUAGAACAAAGAACUUAAGACGAAACUUCAAGAAUUAGAAACCGAACUAAGAUCAAAGACGCGAGGAGUUAUUAGCAACUUGGAAACAAAGGUCGCUACACUGGAGGAACAACUGAAUGUCGAGACAUCGUAAGUCUUUAUAAACAUUGUUUGUGGCGACAGCCUUACUCGGUUAUCUCUAAAGCUCGGAUCAGGAUGAGAGGAUGAGUAUGCAGGAGAGUUGAUAGUCACGUGACCUUCAUUAGCUGUUCUUAAAUCAUGUUUUCCCAACACUAUCACGUAUUCUACCGGUAUUUAAGUUGAAACGUAGUUGCAGGAAACACUCAUCAAUCCUUUAUUUUGUUAAUCUAGAGCUUGAAAUGUCCCCUGUAAGGAUUCGUGACUGCCAACUCUCAUGCACUCUUAUUCUCUGUUGCUCAGUUGACUUAGCUCAGUUGAUAUGCCUAGCAAUGAAAAUCGGCAUUUUAAACGAUAGUUUACUGUAAUGUCUCGCGUUUUGUCCAUGUAGUGAUCGCGCGGGCUUGGCCAAGGCAUUGAGAAAGUCCGACAAGAAAGUCAGGGAAGUCUCACUGCAAUUUGAAGAAGAAAGAAGACAUGCAGAUCAGUAUAAAGAACAGGUAUAUUAAAGCUCACAUUAUUUAAAGGCAGCCGUAGUUUGUGCUGGAACUUCCUGAGAACAUGGCCGGGGCCCGGACAAAAACUUUUCCAGGUGGGCCCUAUGACGUCAAAAUUGUAAAACGGGAGAAAAGGUGUUGCAAUACAAUAUAUUUAAUUAUUGAAUGAGGUUGAGCAUUAUAUGAAGAAUUAUUACCGUACAUUACGCCAUUAUGAUGCAGCAAAGUACAUUGAUUGUACUUAUGUUACAUGUCUCAUUCUUACAUUAACCAUAUCUCUUAGUAUGACAAGACAAGUCAGAAACUCCGACAGACCAAACGACAGUUGGACGACACUGAGGAAGAAUUGCAACAAGCCAAUGCGUCUAAACGACGAGUACAACGUGAACUUGAUGAUCAGAAUGAACAGCAGGAACAAUUACAACGGGAAAUUACUACACUCAAGAGCCGCUUAAGGUAAGUGUGACGUUCAAGUCUUUAGUGGAAGAGUCUGUUGCAUUAUGUGGGUCCAUUGCGGCAUAUAUCAAGAUAUGAUGCUCUGGAAGCUGCGCAUAAGUCAUUGUGUUAUGUUUUUGUCUGAAUGUGAAUUUAUGUACGGUCACCGGUGAUUGGGCUUCAAAAGGGAUAGCUGGGAUGAAACGUGCAACCAGGAUGAAUAAUAUUUAAUGCAGUUGAGGCAAAGGAUUUGUGCACGGUGAGGUACAGUUCAACACCAAUCAAAGGCCUUGUAUUUUGUGGCUUUGAAGUUUGCCUGACUUUUGACAGACCAUCGAUCAUAUCUUGACAGACCAUCGAUCAUAUCUUGACAGACCGAUCGAUCAUAUCUUGACAGACCAUCGAUCAUAUCUUGACAGACCGAAGGGAGACCCUUGGGGAUCUAUUUGUACACAUAGUCGUACUGGAUCGUGUACAGACAAAUUUGGCGAAUGUUGUUUACAACUUCAGAUAACUCGCAUGCCUUGUUACUAUUGUUGUAGUUUACAGAAACAUAGAAUAGAACAAAAGUAACUAAGCUUUAGGAUUAUCUAAAUUAUCUUUGUUAUCUUUUUUCUAUUUAUGCUUCUGUAAACUAGAACAAUAUAGUAACUAGGAAUGCCAUUAUUAUACAUUGUUGUCACUGUGUGCUUCUGAUUGGCCAAUAGCUCACAGCUAAAUAUGGAAAUCACGCAACCUACAUUGCAUAUAUAACUCAGUUAUCUGCUAGCAGAUAACUGAGUUACGUGUAGGUUGAGCCCGUAUAGUAUGUAAUUUUAUAGCAAGCGGCAGUUUGAAACGAAAACAACAUUUAAGAACGGCGUUUUCGUGAAUGUUUUGUGCAAAAAGCAGACCUUUUUGACAUUUUUAUCGAAACUUUAGUAUAGAUAAAUACGAUUUCGAAUAUUUUUAUGUUGUUAGUGUGAUAUUUUAAAUCAUUUUCACAGCUUUUGUUCGACAAAUCGUUGUUUGUCAAAAAAGUUGAUGAAAAUGUAUAACAAAAACGGUUUUGAAUUCGGUUAUCCAAAUUAUCAAGUUCUCAGUGUAGCCUUCGGCUCUUUUGAUAUCACUCUAUAUCAAACCUUAUCCAAAUAACUGUCUAUUUAAAUGUAGAUUCACACUGCUUUAAAGGGAUAAGGCAAUAUAUAUAAGAACUUUUGAAAUUGAAAGAACUUUUAAAAUUAUGUGCAAAAUCUCCUUUACCGCUUAUUUGCAUCUAUAGUUUUUGAAAUAUUUUCACUUAAAAUAAUUAGCUAUCCGCCAUCUUGGAUACAUUUUUAUCUCAUCAGUGAUUUUAGUGACGUCAAAAGCAGGGUUAGCCAUAUAAAACUACAUCUAAAUUACCAGUAUGUCAAAAUAUCUCAAGAAAUAAUAAAGCUAUACGCAAAAUCGGUAAAGGAGAUUCACAUAUAAUUUUAAAAGUUCUCCAGAUGAAAUAAUAAAAAAAUAUGUUGCCAUGGCCCUUUAAUGCAAGCAAGUGUCAGCUUUUUACCUCUGAGCUCAAUUUGAUUCAUUAUUGUUCUAAAGGGCUCGUGGUGGUGGUGGAGGUGGUAGAAGUGGCUAUGACACACCGCCAAGCCGUUCAAGUCGACUUCGCGAAGGCUCUCAGGACGCUGGCCAAGACGCUGACGCUCCAGCAGCCGAUGAAUAAUGUAACAUUCCUGUCCAUAGAAAGAAUUAAUCACCGAUGAAAUGUGAUCAAUGUUGGGCUUGGUUUUCAACACAAGAAUAAUAUUCUAAAGAGUCUGCAUAUAUUUGGGAAUUUUCUGCCAUAGUUAGGUUUUAUUUUUUUCUUAAUUUAUAGUAUUGUCUUUAUAUUAUCAUUUAGUAUGGAAAAAUACUCUAGGAUUUACACUGGUUGACCCUCAAUGGUUAAUAAGUAGGUUAAAUUUUCGUGUUGUUUCUGUUUGUCUUGUGUGUAAUUCUGAUGCAUGCUUAAAAUUGGUGGCUUGUUACACCAAAAUUGAAUCAAAUAAACAAUUUAUAUAUUUUCUAUGUUC